Messenger RNA from Papaver somniferum (opium poppy), 2424 nucleotides. RefSeq lists its product as uncharacterized. NCBI's taxonomy places the organism in Eukaryota, Viridiplantae, Streptophyta, Magnoliopsida, Ranunculales, Papaveraceae. The coding region runs from base 1 to 2424 and encodes 807 amino acids. The transcript is spliced from 7 exons. Gene Ontology annotation, molecular function: aspartic-type endopeptidase activity. Gene Ontology annotation, biological process: proteolysis. The record is from RefSeq and is a predicted model, not a curated record.
AUGACGAUUGCCGAGUUAACUGAUGAGGUUAAAGGUUUAAAAGAUGAAAUCAAAGAAUCAGUCGACGAUCUAACUAAACAACGUUUAGAAUAUAUUGAGAAAGCUGAGGUUCAGGAAGGAGUUGCCAGAGCUAAUCGUAAAGAAGACAUGUCUGCCUUAACAACAUCUUUAACAACAGCUUUGACAACAUCCUUGUAUACAGCUUUGGCAACUGCUAUGAAAGACAUUAUUACUGAUGUUCUUGGUGUCGAUCCUGAAGGUUGGAUUUUUCAAGCUGACCAAUAUUUUAGCUUACAUGGGAUUACUCCAGCUUUUAAGAUACCAGUAGUUGCUGCUCGUCUUAAAGGUGAUGCCAAUUCUUGGUAUCGAUGGACUAAGAAGUCUCUUACUACACCAACUUGGGAGGAAUUUUGUACUUUUCUUGGUAAUCGAUUUGCAGAUCAUAAGUUUAUCAAUCCUCACACUGCCUUAACCAAAUUGACUCAAACAGAGAUUCAGCAUGUUCCUCCUAAUACUACUGACUUGCAGCAGGAACAAGAACUUAAAAUUUCUUUGCAAUCUUUAAUGGGUUCUACUUUUCCCAAUACAAUGAGAAUUCAGGGCUAUAUCAAGGCUAAACCGCUUACAAUUCUAGUGGAUUCUGGAGCUACACACAAUUUCCUCCAUCCAGCAAUUGCAAAGCAAUGUGGCUAUAAGAUUGAAUCAUAUUCUUCCUUAUGUGUCACAAUAGGUGAUGCAGACAUCAGCGGUUGUGAUGCAGUGUUGGGUGUUCAAUGGUUGCAUACUUUGGGACUAAUAUCUUGGGAUUUUACCAAAUUGACUAUGCAGUUAAAAAUUAAUGAAGAGGAUAUCAUCUUACGUGGAAAUAAUUUUUCUUCUGUCAUGAUUAUGGAUGUUUCUCCCAUGCAACGUUUACUAUGCAGAGAAACUUAUGGUUUUCUUCUUCAACCAUCAUCAUUAAACACUGCUAUUAAUACUACUUCAGUUGUGCCGCCUAUGAUUCAAAAAUUAUUGUCUGAAUAUGAAGAUAUUUUCAAGAUUCCAAAUAUUCUUCCACCUGAACGUUUGCAUGAUCAUCAUAUUCCAUUACUUCCUGGUUCUACUCCUGUUAAUGUGAGACCAUAUCGUUAUCCAUAUUUUCAGAAGGAUGAGAUAGAAAAAAUUGUAUCUGAAUUACAACAAGCUGGUUUCAUUCGACCCAGCUCUAGUCCUUAUUCUUCUCCCAUUUUAAUGGUUCGUAAAAAAGAUGGUUCCUGGAGAAUGUGUGUGGAUUAUCGAGCCUUAAAUAAACUGACUGUCAAAGAUAUAUUUCCUAUACCAAUGGUGGAUGAAUUGUUGGAUGAGAUGCAUGGUGCCACCAUUUUUUCUAAACUGGAUUUUCGUUUUGGUUAUCACCAACUUAGAGCCUUACUUACGUUCAUGCUUGUUUUCUUUGAUGAUAUUUUAAUCUACAAUAAGAGUCUUGCUGAUUAUAUCAAUCACUUAUCCUUAGUGUUUGAUAUGAUACGAACUAAUAAGUUGUUUGUUAAAGACUCAAAGUGUGCAUUUGCUCAAAGUUCUAUUGGUAAUCUUGGACAUGUAAUUUCUUCUGAAGGAGUUUCAGUGGAGAAUGACAAAAUACAAUGCAUUUUGUCAUGGACAAUUCCUACCACAAUUAAGGCACUACGAGAUUUUUUGGAUUUAGCUGGCUAUUAUAGGAAGUUUGUUAGAGAUUUUGGAAAAAUCAAUGCACCAUUAACUCAGUUACUCAAGAAAUAUGCUUUUUUUUGGACUGACAAAGCCACUGCCGUUUUCCAACAACUCCAACAAGCUUUAACUUCAACACCAGUUUUAAUACUUCCAGAUUUCUCAAAAGAUUUUUUGUUGGAAUGUGAGGCUUUUGGGAAUGGAUUAGGUGUUGUUCUGGUGCAAACAAAUAUGCCAAUUGCAUAUUACAGAAAAGAGAAUGUUGCAGUUAAUGCCCUAUCACGUCUUCACAGCUCUGUUUUUCUUCUUUUUGCGCCAAUUUUUUCUGGUCUUACUGACAUUAUUAAAGAGUGUCAUGAUGACACAGAAUUGAGUGCUCUUAUUCAACAGUUACGUGACAAUGCUUCUUGUAAGAUACAUUUUUCAUAUGAGAAUGGAGUAUUGAGUUACAAAGGUAGAAUAGUAGUACCAUCAUCUUCUACUUGGUGCACUAACCUACUAGAAGAGUUUCAUUCCAAUCCUAUUGGUGGACAUUCUGGAUUUUUACGUACCUACAAGCGUCUACAACAAAGUUUUUAUUGGAAAGUUGUUGUAGAUGCAAAUUUUCCGAUCACAGUGGAUUAUGAUAAAUGGGAACCGGAUAAAAUUUUGGAACGUGAAAUGUUCAAGAGAGGAAAUCAUGCAGGCACUAAAUGGUUAGUUCAGCGGAAAGAUCAUCCAAGGGAAGAAGCAACUUGA